Messenger RNA from Plasmodium adleri (nom. inval.), 5100 nucleotides. RefSeq names its product zinc finger protein, putative. The transcript has 3 exons. Gene Ontology annotation, molecular function: metal ion binding. Bases 1 to 5100 code for a protein of 1699 amino acids. Lineage: Eukaryota; Apicomplexa; Aconoidasida; Haemosporida; Plasmodiidae. The record is from RefSeq and is a predicted model, not a curated record.
AUGUGUAAAUAUGCACUGAUUAAUAAAUGUGAUAGAGGAGAAAAUUGUACGUUUGCCCAUGACAUAAAUGAAUUAAGAAUAAAACCAGACAUGCGAAAAACAAAAUUAUGUAAAAGCUACAUAUUAGGUAAAUGUACAGAUAUUAAUUGUAUAUAUGCUCAUUCUGUUAAUGAGCUAAGAGAAGUUGGUAAACCAGCCAUAUGUCAAUUGCACAGAGAAGGACGGUGUAUUAAAGGAAAUCAGUGCAGAUUUGCACACUCAAUUAAUGACAUAAACACAAAACUUGUUAAGUUUUAUGGAUCAAAUGUAGACAUAGAAUUUGAUGAAGAAAUUAUUCAGAGUAAGAUUCAUAGUAAAAAUAUAUCUAACACAAAUAAUAGUUGUAUGAAUAUAUUAAAUAAAAGUAAUCCUCAAAUAAUGAAUAAAAUAAACUGUUAUGAAAAUGAAGAAAGUGAGAAGAAUGAAUUUAUAAAUAUACAUAAUAAUAAAAAGGAUAUAUAUAAUUUCCAGAUGCAUAUGAACAACAUAAAUGUAAAUGAUAAUGAUGAUAUAAUAAAUAGGGCUAAUUUAGUUGUUCAAAAAAAUAUCACAAGUGGUGAUAUAUAUCUUAAUAAUAAUAAUAAAAGUAAUUGUAAGCUUAAUAUAUGUAAGAUAUAUAAUCAUAAUAAUAAUAAUAAUACUAUUGUUGGUCAUGAAAAGAAAGAAGAAAAUAUAUUAAACAUUUCACAUGUUAAGAAAAAUACAAAAUUAUGUUCUUUAAAUAUUAAAAAUGAACCCAUUCAACAAGUUAAUGAUUUUCUUUUACAUAAUAAUAAUCUAUUAGAAUAUAAAAAAGAACAGAAAAAUUAUUUCAUAUCCCCACAAAAUAUUAUAAAUAAUGAAUAUGAUGAAUGUAACUUAAACAAUAUGUUAAAUAAUAAUUGUAAUAAUUUAAACAUACACACGUCUAUAUGUUUAGAUACAUCAAAUAUGAAUAUUAAUGAACAAUAUUUUGACUUAAAAGAAAAGACUAUGGAUAAUGAUGAGAUUAUAAAUUAUUCAUAUGUAAAAAAUAAAGAUAAUAUGAAUAAAAUAAAUAAUAUGGAAACAAGGUUAAGAAAAAAUAUUAUCAUCCAACCAAAAAAAAAAAAAGAUCUAUCACAUGUAAAUAUUAUUAAUAGUAAUAAUAAUAAUAAUAAUAUGAGUGACAUAUAUGAUGUGAAGGGUCCAAAGAUUAAUGUAAGUAAUAUGAUUAGAUUAAAUGUAGAAAAUAAAUUAAAAAAAAUACAGGAUUGUAAUAAAACAGGACCAGAACUAACAAGCUUACAAAAUAUUAUUACAGAAAAGGAAUAUAUUUAUAAACAGAAUGAUGAUAAGUAUUUAUUUAAUAAGGUAGUAGGAGGCAAUAAUAAAUAUGAAGAUAUAUAUGGAGAUAUAUAUGGAGAUAUAUGUGAAGAUAUAUGUGAAGAUAUAUGUGAAGAUAUAUGUGAAGAUAUAUGUGAAGAUAAUAAUUUGAGAAGGAAAGAUAUGUUUAUAUCCAUGUCAGACAAUAAUAAUAAUAAAAUGAAUGAUGAUUAUAAUGUAAACAAUAAUUCUAACAAGUGUGUUAUAAAUUUUGUCGGAUGUAUAAAUAAGGAAAACCAUAGUGGAACUACAGACGGAGGUGAGACCGAUAAAAGGUGUGAUGAUAAUUCAAAGGUUAAUAAUAAGAAUCAUGAAAUAAUACUAAAUAAUGAGAAUAAUUUUAUAGAUGGUAAUGAUUAUAUUUAUUGUAAUAAUGUCAAUAAGAAUAUCACACAUCUCAAUAAAAAUAACUCCUUGAUAUACUCAAAAGAAGAAUACAAUAUGUUUAGAUAUGAAGAUAAUUUGAUGAGUCAACAGAAUAUAAGUAAGAAAAAAAAUAAAAAUAAUGAUAAGGAAUAUUCUAAUGAUCUUAACAUAAAAUAUGGUAGUCAUUCUAAGGUACAUCAAGAAAUUAAUAAAAUGAAUCAUAUCAAUAAUAUAAACAACAUAAAGCAUGUUAAAAAUAUUAAACAUGUUAACAGUAUUAAUCAUAUAAAUAAUACUUAUAGUGAUCAUGCUUAUAAUAUGGAAUGUUUAAAAAAUAAUCAUAAGCAAUAUUAUGAUCAAAGUAAUAUAAAUCAAUCCAAUCUUAUACAAAUAAUUAAUAAACAGAAAGAAGACGAUAAAAAAGAUGAAGAAAGCAAUAGGGAUAUUAAAUUAAAAGAAAAAAAUAAUGAUCAUUAUGAUGAUGAUGAUGAUAUUAUUAUUUGCUAUAAUGAAGAUCAAUGUUAUGAUAACAAUGAAUAUAUAGGUCUAAAUGAUGAAUGUAUUAAAUCCAAGAAAUUGUCAGAUGUACAGAUUGAAAAAAGAAAUGAAAGUUUAAAUUAUAAAAAUAAUAAUGAAGAUAUGAUAAGUCCAUUAAAUUGUUAUGAUAAUAAAACAGAUCACGAUUUUGAAUAUAUAGAAAAUUUAUAUUUUCAAAGGAUCAAUGAUUAUACAACUAAUGAUAUUACAAAAGAUAUGAAGAAUAAUAAGAAAAGAAAUACAAAUAAAUUGUUUACAUGCAAAGAAUUAUUUCCAAAAAAUAAAGAUUGUUUUAUAUUAAAUAAAAAUGAAAGGAAACAUUCGAGGGAAUAUAAUAUAACCAAUGAUGAUAAUAAGAUAAAUAUUACUAUGUAUUAUAAUAAGGAUAUAAAAUUGAAUGCAAUACAAAAUUAUAUAGAUGUCAUCACUCCAAGAAAUGAUAAUAUUAUAAAUGAUGAUAGAAUAAAUGAUAAUAGAAUAAAUGAUAAUAGUAUAAAUGAUAAUAGUAUAAAUGAUAAUAGUAUAAAUGAUAAUAUUAUAAAUGAUGAUAAUAAUAAUAUUAAUUGUAGCGAAAAAAUAUGUAAUCAUAAUAAUAUACUGUGGAAUAAUAGCAAAAUGUCAAACAAUAAUCAGGAUUCUCCUUUUAGUUAUAUGAAUGUAAGAUAUUUGAACACACAAGAUGGUGAUAGAAAAUAUGAUAAGCAUGAUGGUAAUGAAGAUUUGAAUAAUCUAAUAGAUGUAAAGGAACCUUUACAACAUGCUCUUUGGAUGAACAAUAAUGAACACACUAACAUAAAUAAUAAUUAUUAUGAUAGUUUUUAUAAUAUAAACAAUGUAAAUAAAUUAGAUAAUUUUAAAAUGUGUAAUAUAUAUGAGAAUGAGAAUAAUCCCAUAGAAAUAGAAUCCAAUUCAGAAAUGGUUCUUGUUCAUACAAAUAAUAAUGAUUCCAUCAAUGUUUUCAACCAAUCUUUUAAUAAAAAUAAAAAAAAUGGAAGCUGUCAUGAAAAUGUUGUUCAGGUAGAUGCACAUCAGAUGGUUCUAAAUAAUAUGAAUGGACUAGCUGAUAAGGUUUCUAGAGAUAUGUGUAGGAAGAAAAUAAUUGAAGAUAAAAUAUCAUACGAGGAUGAUAAUAAAAAUGUAUAUGUAAAUGAUUUGUAUGAUAAUAACGAUGUAUAUACUUGUAGUAAAAAUAAUUCACGUGAAUUCAUAAAAAAUGUGGAGAAGAAUAAUGUGAAUGUAAAUAAUAAUAAAUUAGUAAAUUCAUAUGAGCAAUUUAAAAAGUAUGACCAUAUUAAUAAUAGUAUGACUGAUAUAUAUCAAAUAAAUUAUCCGUUUUAUUCUAUCAAUGAAGAAAAUGAAACUACCUUUAGUAACCCUGAAAACAUUAAUUAUAGAUUAUUAGAAGAAAGGAAAAGAAAAAAUUAUUUGAAUAAAUAUUAUAAUGUGAUAAAAUCAAUAGACAAGGAUCAUUAUAUAUAUAAUAUUCCAUUUGGAUCAACUAUUAUCAAUGAUAAUAAUGUUAGAUAUAAUGAUGAAUAUGGAAAUAUCAAAGAAAGAGAAAACAACAAUGGAAGUAUAUGUUCAAAUAAAAACAUAAAUACAAACAUAAAUACAAACAUAAAUACAAACAUAAAUACAGAUGUGAGUUCAAACAUAGAAAAAUGUAACUCCUUUAAUAGCAUGGAACUUCUAAUAGAAAAAGAACAUGCAUUACAAAACAAGAUGAAUAAAACAUAUAAUAUAGAAAAUGAUAAAAAUAAUUUUAGUCAUAUGAAGGAUAUACAAAUGUGGAUGCAUAAUAAAUAUUUUAAUGAAGAAAAAGAGAAUAAUAUAAUUCUUGCAGAAGAAGAAAACGAUAUAUCUACAAAUGAAGAUAAUAAAAUUGUAUAUAUCAAUACACACAAUAAUAAUAAUAAUAAUAAUAAAAAUAAUAAUAUGAAUAGAUUUUAUGAUAAUAAUAACUUAUGGAAUAAGCAACAAGGAAAUGAGAUAAACGAAAAGAAAAGAAGUAUGUGUAAUUUUAAUUAUAAGAGUAUGUCUUUAGAUAAUAUAGAAAGGGAUGACCAAUCUGUCUAUCUAAAUAACAAUUAUGAGAAGGAUUUAUCUGAUUAUUUAAGAAACAAUCAAAAUGACAUAAUAUAUAAGAACCAUUCAAAGGACACCACCAAUAAUAAUAACAACAAUAAUAAUAAUAAUAAUAAUAAUAAUAAUAGUAGUAGUAGUAAUUAUAAUUAUAUUUAUAAUUCUUGGAACCCUUUUCAUAAGAACAAUACAUUUGAUACACAUACAAAUUCUUUUAAUAUUUUAAAUUGUCAUUCCAAUUACAAUAAUUUUGAUAAUAUAGAAAAUAGUAUUACAUCUAAUAUGAUGAAUAAUUUAGAAAACACAAAUCUUCCAAAUAACGAUACAAAUAAAUGUUAUCAAUCUAAUGAACAAAAUUUUUUUUCUCAAUUACAUUGUUAUAAAAAUGAUAAUAUAUUAUUAAAUAAUACACAUUUAAAUAAUAAAAAUAAUUUCUCUUAUGAUUCUAUAAAAAAUGAUUAUAAUAUGUUAGAAGCAUCUUCUAACCAUACAUCUUCUUUUUUAAAUUAUGAUUUAUAUAAAACAGAUUCUAUAUAUAUUACUCCAAGCUCUUUUGAAAAUAUUAAUCCAACACCUAAUGUUAUUAUUAAACAAAAAAAUACAGAUAUUUAUAAAACAACACUUUCUCAAAAAAAAAAAAUUUUUAACAAUGAUGAUGAGAAUAUAGAGCAAGAUAAUUUUAUGGAUAUUCCAAAUGAUUUAAAUUUUAGUUUUUUAAAUAAAAAUGAUUGA